AUGACAACCUCUCUGGAGAAAUUAGCUACCACAGCUUCGGCAAGCGCAUUCAGAAAACCAACUCGUGGUCUGAGAAGAAGAUUUAGAUACUCCUUUGACCAAAACGUCAAUCAGAAUUCAUUGGCGUCGGCAAAAGUUUUCAUCGUUUCCGUUAAACCUGUAAGAUCAUGCAUUCACCACCUGUGCCGUAAGCUUUCUCCUCGGCACCUCCGCUUAUGGUCAGACUCCUCGUUGGCAACGGUUUCCCAACGGAAUCAGCAGUAUCCCACCAUUGCGACGGCAGACGAAUCACGCAGCACCAUAUCGGACCUGGCUGAAAGGAGUCUUCGCGAUGUAGUUAUCCACCUCGUUCUUGUGCGCCUCACGACGACCAAACGUCACUAA
Marchantia polymorpha subsp. ruderalis is the source of this 384-nucleotide messenger RNA. The record is from the annotation of a GenBank genome assembly. NCBI's taxonomy places the organism in Eukaryota, Viridiplantae, Streptophyta, Marchantiopsida, Marchantiales, Marchantiaceae.